AUUUCACGCAUUGCUUCCUAAGUAGCUUAGCAAAGAAGGAAAUCGUGGGAGAGCUGGUUAGGUGAGGUGUUGACUCGGAUCUACUCUCUUCCUGGCUCCUUCUGUGCUUCUUUCUUUCAACUGUGGAAUAAAACAUGGGAAGGGGAAAGAUAGAGAUAAAGAGGAUAGAAAAUACGACGACGAGGCAAGUGACGUUCUCAAAGAGAAGGAACGGACUCCUGAAGAAGACCAAUGAGCUCUCUGUCCUCUGUGACGCCCAGAUAGGACUCAUCGCCUUCUCCAACACUGGUAAGCUCUCUCACUACUCCUCUCACCCCUACAGGAUGGAUCAAAUAAUUGAAAAUUACCAACGAUCUACAGGGACUCACAUAAUGCACCAUGGACAUGCCCAUGAUCAGGAAGAUUUAUUGACUGAGAUGGCAAUGCUGAGGCGUCAAAAUCUAAGCCUUGAGAUGGGGAUUCAGCGCUACCUUGGAGAAGGCAUAGCUUUUCUCCAAUACGAAGAAUUGACUAAGCUUGAAGGAGAACUUCAAAGCUCUGUUGCAAGGGUUCGAAAGCGUCAGGAAAAAGAUUCUAUGCUCAUCAAAUUUGUUUAGUCAAGUCAAAUAUAUUUCGAGCAAGGUUUAAUGGUGGUUACAGGAUAGGCC
Molecule: messenger RNA, 647 nt
Organism: Arachis ipaensis
Lineage: Eukaryota; Viridiplantae; Streptophyta; Magnoliopsida; Fabales; Fabaceae
Source: RefSeq, a predicted model, not a curated record